AGCCGCCGCUGGGCUGAGAAGGAAAGAGAGAAGAAGAGGAAGGAGAAGCUUCAGAGGCUUCUGGAGGCCGACGAGAUGAAGUUCUCACAUAGCCUGCAGUUCAACUCGGUGCCGGAUUGGAGUAGUCAUUAUAUUGCCUAUUCCAACCUUAAGAAACUAAUAUACACGCUCGAGCAACGUGUCAACCAGCGACAACCACAGCCCACGGAUGCGGAAGCCUCGCCCUUGUUGGCCGGACAAGCCGAAGAUCCGGAUAAGGUCUUCUCGCGUGCGUUGGAUGCAGAGCUCGAGAAGGUCGUGUCGUUUUAUCACAUCAAGGAGCGGGAUUUAUACGACGAGCUGGAACAGCUGUUAGAAGAUGAAAAGGCCUACGAGGACGAGCAGCAGGUUUUCGAAAACGAACAGCAGAAUAUGCCACCGGGCCGGAGAGCCAGGAGCGCGAGCAUAUUCAAGCAGAUUGGGAAUGACUUGCAUCGAUCCAUAAGUACGGCAAGCAGGCACUCCGACGAAAUUGGCGCGUCGUCAGAUGAAGAAGCGAAUGAGACGUCGGCGCUAAGGAGAACCAAGAGUUUGGUGGAGACCAGAAGCCCAGACGGGAGAAGAGAGGGUCGAACGCGGUCUGUGGAUUUUGGCCCUCCGAAACGACGAUCGAGCCUCGCUUUCGACGACUACAACGACAUGUCCUUCUCGGCGCUAUAUGACGAGGGAGUCUCGUUAAAGAAGAGGACGGCCAGUAUCUACGUCUCGCUAUGCGAACUACGGUCCUUCAUCCAACUCAACAAGACCGGGUUUAGCAAGGUACUGAAGAAGUACGACAAGAUUCUGGAUCGCAAACUGAAGGACUGGUACAUGGAAAACUACGUAUCCACCGCCUACGCCUUCAAGCAAAGCACUUUGGACACCCUCAGCCAAAAUAUCUCCCAAGUCGAAGUCGUCUACUCGCGGAUAUGCACAAAAGGGGAUGUCGUCGAAGCAAAACGAGAGCUAAGACUUCAACUCCGGGAACAUGUUGUGUGGGAACGCAAUACGGUCUGGAGAGAAAUGAUUGGCAUCGAGAGAAAGGCACAAGCCGCCAAUGUCGGCGUUGGACAGUUGCUGGGACGCAAGCACGAUACAAGCCAUAUGCGGUUGCAAGGUGAUAUGGCGGAGCCCGAGAUGAAGGAGGUGGAAACGCCGAUAGGGAAGUAUAAAUGUCCUGCGUGGCUGCUCAGCAGUGCUUUUUACGUCCUGGUGGCCAUUGUGGCCGUCUUCUUCGUCCUCCUGUUUGUGCCUUUGAUGGACAAGCCGGAGCAGCAGAAUUGUCUGGCGCUGGUUGUCUUCGUCAGUUUGCUAUGGGCUACUGAGGCAAUACCCCUAUUCGUCACCUCACUCCUUGUACCCUUCCUAGCGGUCAUUCUCCGCGUUGUUAGAAGCGACUCCACUCAUCAACGACUGGAGUCCAAGGCAGCGGCUAGCUACAUCUUCGCGGCUAUGUGGACGCCGGUGAUUAUGCUUCUGUUGGGAGGCUUCACCAUUGCGGCCGCUCUUUCAAAGUACAACAUCGCCAAGAUGAUGGCCACGUUUGUCCUCAGCAAAGCAGGCACGAAACCGCGGACCGUCCUCGUUACCAACAUGUUCGUCGCCAUGUUUGCGAGUAUGUGGAUCAGUAACGUCGCCGCGCCCGUGUUGUGCUAUUCCAUUAUACAGCCCAUCCUUCGCAACCUUCCGGCCGACUCCGACAUGACCAAAGCCCUCCUUUUGGGCAUUGCCCUCUCCUCCAAUAUUGGCGGUGCUGCUUCCCCCAUCGCCUCCCCACAAAACCUCAUCGCGUUGCAGAACAUGGCUCCCGAACCCUCGUGGGGCAUCUGGUUCUUCAUCGCCCUUCCCGUCUGCAUCAUCUCCAUCAUCGUCAUCUGGCUGCUCCUUCUCGUAUCCUUCAAACCCGGCCGCAACACGACCAUCGUCCCCAUCCGACCCCUCAAGGACAAAUUCUCCACCACCCAGUGGUUCAUCAGCAUCGUCACGCUCGUGACCAUUGCCCUCUGGUGCGUGAGCCACCAACUCGAACCUGUCUUCGGAGACAUGGGUGUCGUAGCCAUCAUUCCCCUCAUCGCCUUCUUCGGCACCGGCAUCCUCACAAAGGAAGACUUCAAUAACUUUCUCUGGACCAUCAUUAUCCUUGCUGCCGGCGGCCUGUCUCUGGGCAAAGCCGUCAAUUCCUCCGGCCUUUUGCACUCUGUCGCAGGCAGUAUUGCUUCACACGUUGAGGGACUGAGCUUAUACGGCGUUCUUGUCGUGUUUGCCUCGUUGAUCAUGGUGGUGGCGACGUUUAUCAGCCAUACGGUGGCGGCAUUGAUUGUGCUCCCCCUGGUUAGGGAGGUCGGGCAGAGCAUGUCGGAGCCGCAUCCGAAUUUGCUGGUGAUGGGGAGCGUGUUGAUGGCGAGUGCGGCAAUGGGACUGCCGACGAGCGGGUUUCCGAACAUGACGGCCAUUAUGAUGGAAGACCAGCGCACUGGACAACGAUACCUGGAGGUUAAGCACUUCCUGACGAGGGGUGUGCCGGCGACAUUUUUGUCGUUCCUGGUGAUUAUAACCGUGGGGUAUGGGCUUAUGCUCGCGGCGGGCUUCUAG
This is a messenger RNA of Westerdykella ornata, 2610 nucleotides long. Its product is annotated as SPX-domain-containing protein. Gene Ontology annotation, molecular function: phosphate transmembrane transporter activity. The transcript has 5 exons. The annotation marks the transcript as partial. The record is from RefSeq and is a predicted model, not a curated record. Gene Ontology annotation, biological process: phosphate ion transport; polyphosphate metabolic process; monoatomic anion transmembrane transport. Gene Ontology annotation, cellular component: membrane. Lineage: Eukaryota; Fungi; Ascomycota; Dothideomycetes; Pleosporales; Sporormiaceae.